CCCAGUUGUUCAAAGCUCCAUCUUCUCAACUAGCUUCCCAAAGCUUGCGUGCAUGGUCUUUUCGGCGCUUCGCGACGACGUAUGACAGAUAGCCGUCCUUUUUCGACCUGUAGCAGUCUCUUGCUCCUCGGUGGCAUCGCAUUGAUCUCCCCAAGCUGCGAAACCACCGAUAUAAUCUGGCUCGGUUUAGUUCGCCAUAUUUUCGGCCCCCAACCUACGCACACUCAGCUAUAGUCGUCGCGUUUAGGAGCCAACACCCAACACGCCAUACCCCCGUCUCAAUUCGAAGCCCGCUGGGAUUGACUGGCUGCCAUUGGCAGAUAGUAGGCCGUGGGCUGCUGACAGCGUAUUUGCCGCACCGCUAUCCCACCCCCCUCACACCUGAAUCGUGCCUACCACGCCAGCAUCAUGUCGCAUAGAGGUAGCCUCUCUUCUAUCAGCUCACACGAUAGCUCCAUCUUCUCUAAUGAUUCCGGCGUGUCCGCGUCAACUAUGACAACGAUGAUGAGCACAGGCACAGACAAUAGCUAUGCUCCUCCGACCAACGGUCUGCCUUGCGAGUUCGUGGGGUACGGCCGCUGUGAUCUAAUCUUCGCCCUAGACGACGUCGAGAACUGGAUCGAGCACAUCAUCAACGUGCAUCUCAGAAACAAGUUACCCCGGAAAGUGUUCUGCUGGUUCUGCGACGAGUACACCUUCGACUACAAGCGCGCGGGAGGAGACCGUCGCCUCAACUUCGAGCAGAGGAUGUGGCAUAUCCGCGACCACUUCAUGAACGAAAGCAGGACGGUCCAUAAUAUACGCCCCGACCACUACCUCAAUACACACCUGCACGAAAACAGCCUGAUAGGGGACGACCAGUACAACUCUGUGCGCAGAUACUCCGAGGUGCCGCAGCCCUCUUAUAUCCUAGACUCGAACGCCCCGCAAGAAGACUGGGGGACGGCGAGCGGGUCGCGCAACCAAUUUGUGGUCACCGAAACCUAUAAGGAGGACAGGAUGCAUCGGAGAGAGCGCAGGUCUGGAAAACACAAGCGAUAGUCAAGACUGGGUGAUGUGAUGUGAUGUGAUGUGAUGCGGUGCGCCCGUCACUGGUGACGAAUUGGAUCGGGGCGUGGCGACAAGGCACACGCGCGAUGGAAAUGAAUGAAUGAGAAAAAGAGGGUAGUGGUGUAUUAGCGUGCUGGACAAACAUAUUACGUU
Xylaria bambusicola is the source of this 1203-nucleotide messenger RNA. RefSeq lists its product as uncharacterized. The record is from RefSeq and is a predicted model, not a curated record. The transcript has a single exon. The coding region runs from base 409 to 1041 and encodes 210 amino acids. NCBI's taxonomy places the organism in Eukaryota, Fungi, Ascomycota, Sordariomycetes, Xylariales, Xylariaceae.